UCCAUCUUCUGCCAACCAUGAUUCCCAAAGAAGCUAAACCGAAUCAGAAAGAGACGAAGACUAAGCCUCAACCACUGUCGUUUUCAUCACUCCCCGAUAUCAUAGAGACCAUACUUGCCCGUCUCUCCAAGUGGAAUUACCCUAAUCUCUCUCUAGUCUCCAAAAGAUUCCUCUUUCUCCUCUCUUCUCCCGAACUCUACCCUACGCGUUCUCACAUCGGAACCACCGAACCAUGCCUCUAUUUUUGCUUAGAGGACUUGCCAAAUAUCCCACAUCCCAGAUGGUUUACUCUUUGGAUGAAACCUGCCGAUGAAACCCUAGCUGACGACGAUGAAAUUCUUGAAGACUAUUCGUUGGUUCCGGUACCUUCCUGUCACCAUCUUCAACACGUACCAUAUUUUUCCACCGUAGCUGUUGGUUCGGACAUCUACUUAAUCGGUGGACCCUACAAGGGGCCGCCGUCUUCACGUGUUCGUAUCUUUGAUUGUCGGAGUCACACGUGGCGUGACGGUCCAAACAUGUUGGUGGCCCGUGAGGAGGCUUAUGCGUUUUAUAUCGAUGGGAAAAUAUAUGUAAUGGAAAAUGGCAGGAAAGACAGCAAUUGGAUGGAAGUAUUAGACAUAAAGACUCAAAACUGGAGUCCCUUGCUGAGCCAUGGAGCUACUGAGUUUCGUGAUGAUUGGUGUCUAAUCAAUGUGUUUAGAGGAAAGAUAUACGUAAUUGCUCAAGAGGAGAACUUUGCUUAUGACCCAAAAGAAGGGACAUGGGAAGUUGUGGGAACGCACAAGUGUUAUGGACAUAUAGAUGUUUGGUGCGCAAUAGAGGAUGUAAUGUUUUGUUUUACGAACUCUGGUUAUUGCAGGUGGUAUGACACUAAGAGUAGAGAGUGGAGCUUGUGGAGAGAGGUCAAGGGUUCGGAUAUAGAAGUAUUGCAUAAAAGCGAGGAUGGCUUUGUAGGGAGGUGUCUUGUUCAAAUUGUUAACCAUGGUGGGAAACUAUUAGUUAUUUUGGUCCCCAGGACUGAGGAAUACAAGGCAAAGCGGAAAAGGAGAAUUUGGUGUGCGAAAAUCGCAUUUGAGAAGCGCCUUGAAGGUGAGAUUUGGGGUAAGUUGGAGUGGGUUAAUGAAGUGCUUACGGUCACCAAGUCGUAUAAGUUUUUGAGUUGUUUAGUCAUUACGAUUUGA
Messenger RNA from Brassica oleracea var. oleracea, 1184 nucleotides. Its product is annotated as F-box/kelch-repeat protein At5g39560-like. Lineage: Eukaryota; Viridiplantae; Streptophyta; Magnoliopsida; Brassicales; Brassicaceae. Gene Ontology annotation, molecular function: protein binding. The record is from RefSeq and is a predicted model, not a curated record.